AUGUAUACGUGUAACUUUUUCCGCAACAUCCAACAAAAUGUGCUUGAGGUUAUAGAAGAUAAGCUUCGAGUAUAUAGAGCAUUGAAAGUGAAUAUGGAGGUGUUUGGACAAUAUGUGUUACAGAGCAAAGAUGUCGUGGAUAUCAAGUCAUUCGAUACAACCGACACAGUAAUAGAUAUGGGAGUAGAUCUAUCUAAUGUUUACAAGCAAUUCACUGACGAGAUUAUAUCACAGUCAUCCGAGUUUGAAGAAAAGGAUUCUGGAUGGGCCACAAAAACUAUUCUGUUUGCUGAAGUGAAUAUAAAUAAGUUUUCACCAUUUGGAGGAUCAUCUUUCAUCAAGUUGCCACAUUUUAUCGAGAAAAAGAAGGCAAUUAUAAACGUUCAAAAUAAAGAUGAGUAUUGUUUCGCUUGGGCUGUGACAUCUGCUUUGAUGCCAGCUCACGCUCACCCAGCACAGACAUCUUCCUACCUGCACUUCUCUACAAUCCUGAAUGUUAAUGAGGUGGUAAAGUUUGCUUUUUAUCGUGGUGAAACCGCUUCUAAAAAAUUCAUUACGGAAUUAGAAGCAGAUUUGAAAUUUCUUUAUUUCAAAUAUAUGAAGGAUGUAACUCCAAUAAUUCCUUCAACAUCGGAUGAGCAAAAUGAAUUUGAUAUAGCUACAAUCUGCAAUAUUUGUGAGAAAUCAUUUUCAGGAGAAGAUAUAUAA
Molecule: messenger RNA, 708 nt
Organism: Acanthoscelides obtectus
Lineage: Eukaryota; Metazoa; Arthropoda; Insecta; Coleoptera; Chrysomelidae
Source: the annotation of a GenBank genome assembly